AUGGCUACUACUACUCGUGCUAAACAUCGUAAAAUUGAAGAACAGCAAAGUUCAUCAACUAAUAUUGCAGAUGAUAGUUAUGAAGAUGAAUUAAAUAAAGAUAAUUCUUUUGAUUAUAUCUCUGAUAAUGAUAAUUUCUUUGAUAGUAAUUAUAUGUUUGAUAAUGAAAGAGAAUUUGAAAUAGAAAAUACUAGUAAUAAUAGUCAAAGAAUUAGUUUAGAAAAUUCAAGUUCAUCUUCUGAGUUAUUAGUACCAGCAAAAAGAAAAAAAAAAGCUAAGUCUUCAACUAAACCAAAGACAUCAUUUGUUUGGCAAUUUUUUUCUCAGCCAAUUGAUGGAAAAGUUCAUUGUCAGAUAGCUAAUUGCAAAGCAAUUCUUGAAUAUUGUAAUACUCCAUCAACAAUGCAAUCUCAUCUUCAUGGUAAACAUCAAAUAACUAAAGCUUUAUUAAAAAGAAAAUCAGCUGAAGAAUUAAGAAAAACAGGAUCAUCUUCAAAUAUACAACUAUCAUUAGAACAAACUUUAGAAGUUGUAAGGCCACAUUCUAAAAGGCAAACACAAAAAUUACAUAUUAGUCUUCUUAAAUUUGUAGUUAAUAGUAUGCAGCCACUUACAAUUGUUGAGAAUAAUGAUUUUAUUAAAUACUCAUAUGAUUUAGAUCCUAAAUAUAAGCUUCCUUGUAAAAAGGUGUUAAAAAAUAAAAUUGAUGAGGCAUAUCAUAAUAGUUUUAUUGCAAUUCAAGACAAAAUUAGUAAAGAAGCAACUUAUGUUAGUAUGACACUUGAUUUAUGGAGUUCUUCUGCACAUAUUCCAUAUUUAGGAGUUACAUUACAUUGGAUAUCAAAUCAGUUUAUUCCACAUGAAAUUCUUUUAGCUAUUAAAGAAGUUUCAUAUCCUCAUACAGCUAUUAUAAUUAAAGAAGAAACUAAAAAAUUAAUUAGUGAAUUUCAUCUUGAAACUAAAAUAGUUGCUUUUAUAACUGAUAAUGAUAGUAAUAUGAAGUCUGCUAUACAUCAACUUGAAAUUGGAUCUCAUAUUUCUUGUGCUGCACAUACUCUUCAGCUUA
Scutellospora calospora is the source of this 1066-nucleotide messenger RNA. The record is from the annotation of a GenBank genome assembly. NCBI's taxonomy places the organism in Eukaryota, Fungi, Glomeromycota, Glomeromycetes, Diversisporales, Gigasporaceae.